This is a messenger RNA of Miscanthus lutarioriparius, 213 nucleotides long. NCBI's taxonomy places the organism in Eukaryota, Viridiplantae, Streptophyta, Magnoliopsida, Poales, Poaceae. The record is from the annotation of a GenBank genome assembly.
AUGUCAGAGGCCCAAGCUAUCGUCCUCAAGGAAACAUUGUACACCGCUGGCACCACUAUCAGCAAGGCAUAUGCGGAUGGAGAUGAGAAAAAGAUCGCUCAGGUCCUUGCUGCCUACAACAAGGUAGUUGACGAGGUCAUUGUGGCUGCUCCUGCUGACAAGCUCAACGUCUUGGAGAAGACCUUCACCACCGUCGCCGCCACUGGGAAUUGA